Aspergillus welwitschiae is the source of this 1242-nucleotide messenger RNA. Its product is annotated as aspartate aminotransferase, cytoplasmic. The record is from RefSeq and is a predicted model, not a curated record. The transcript is spliced from 2 exons. The coding region runs from base 1 to 1242 and encodes 413 amino acids. Lineage: Eukaryota; Fungi; Ascomycota; Eurotiomycetes; Eurotiales; Aspergillaceae. Gene Ontology annotation, molecular function: L-aspartate:2-oxoglutarate transaminase activity; pyridoxal phosphate binding. Gene Ontology annotation, biological process: L-aspartate biosynthetic process. Gene Ontology annotation, cellular component: cytosol.
AUGAGCGAGCAAUACCUUGGCCUGCCUAUUGCCCCAGCAGAUACAGCCUUCGGGUUAAUGGCAGAGUACGAUGCAGACCAGCACCCAAACAAAGUAUCCCUGAUAGCAGGGGCCUACCGCGACGAGAACGGCCAACCCUGGGUACUUCCGAGCGUGAGAGAGGCAAAAGAGCUCCUCGCUCAAAGUCAAAACCAUGAAUAUCUCGGCAUCGCAGGCUCCCCAGCCCUAAUUAACCUAGCCCAGUCCCUUACAUUCGGAUCCGAGAUUACCGCAAAGCUAGAAAAGAGCAUCGCUUCCAUCCAAACAGUCUCAGGAACAGGCGCAAACCACAUGGCUGCACACUUUCUAGCACAUCAUCUUCGCCCAAAGCGGGUAUUCAUACCCUCGCCGACAUGGAUCAAUCAUAAGACUAUCUGGGCCAACGUCGGGGUCCCUAUCGCAGAGUAUCCUUACUACUCCACAAAAACCAGGGGAGUGGACUUGGAAGGAAUGCUCUCAGUGUUUAAAACAACCGCCGAGGAGAGAGAUGUAGUGAUCCUGCAAGCCUGUGCACACAACCCGACAGGUGUGGACCUCACCCACGAGCAAUGGGCACAAGUAGCGGAGGUAAUGAAGCGGAAGAAACUAUACGUUGUGUUUGACAGCGCAUACCAAGGAUUUGCUACAGGCGACGUGGACGGUGAUGCCUGGUCAAUUCGGUUUUUCGUGGAGCAACUGAUCUUGGAUGGACAGCCCGACUGUCCAGGCCUCUGCGUGGCUCAGUCUUUUUCUAAAAAUUUCGGACUUUAUGGCGAGCGUGUAGGUGCUCUCCACCUUGUCGUGCCGCGGCAUCUUGGAGCUCAGGGUGCCCGCUCGGAAUUGGUUGCUCUCGCUCGCUCCGAGUACUCCAAUCCCCCUCGCUUCGGGGCGAGUAUUGUUGAGACUGUCCUGGGGAAUGAGAAGUUGAAAGGUCAAUGGUUGAGAGAUUUGGAUACUAUGAGUUCGAGAAUCAAGAACAUGCGGCGUGAGCUUCGCAGAAGGCUGGAAAGCAAGGGGACGCCCGGGGAUUGGUCGGUUUUGGAGAGCCAGAUUGGUAUGUUUAGCUACACGGCGCUGGAUCAGGAACAGGUCACUCGUUUGCGGGAGAAGUUUCAUAUCUAUCUCUUGCCUUCCGGGAGAGUGAGUAUCUGUGGGCUGAACGAGAAGAAUAUUGAGUAUGUGGCGAGUGCAUAUGGUGAGGUGAUCGAAUUCAAUUCUAGCUGA